UGCAAAUUUGCGCAUGCGCAAUGCCGGUAAAUUCAAAGCUGAAACUGCAAGUACAACGAUGUAAAUAUUAGAGUAACAUUAGAAGACAACGUCAAAAACGGUAUAAACAUGCAGAAUCAAAGAAAGGAUUCUCCGAGUGGCUCCAGUCGACGGAAGAGUCAACCACCAGUGCGAGGUCGGCGCUCACAACAACCCUCCCCUAGAAAGAGACGCUACAGACCUGGACAGAAGGCCCUAAAGGAAAUAAGACAAUUCCAAAGGACAACAAAUCUGUUGCUGAGAAAACUGCCCUUCUCCAGAGUGGUAAGAGAAAUAGCCAUGCAAGUAGUCGGUCCUCACCAAACCAUGAUGUGGAAAGCUACAGCAAUUAUGGCCCUUCAAGAGGCAGCAGAAGCCUAUCUAGUUUUUCUGUUCGAGGAUGCCCUCCUGUGUGCAAUUCAUGCAAAGAGAGUGACUGUGAGUCCGAAAGACAUUUGGUUGGCCCAGCGAUUAAGAGGGGAUAGAUGAUAGGAAAACGAUUUGUUCAAACAAUUUUAAUUAGAUGCAUGAAAUGUUUUUAUAAAUUUUUAUUAAGUUUAUUUUUUAAUGACUAAUUUGCUAAUGUUGUUGAAGUUAAAAUCAUAGAUUUUCAAAUGAUAGAUUAGAUACAGGAAGAGUAUAUUUUAUUUAGAGCUGACGUUUUAUGUUUUACCGGUAAAUAGCAUAAUUCAUAGGGUUAUAUUCAGUUUUGACUAGAUGAGAAUAAAAGAAUUGUAAGAAAGUAUUAUCUGUAUGUACAUGGAAUAAUAACCUUUUUAAUAAGUGAAGAAUUAAAUGACAAAACUCUGAUUUAUAUACAUGUAUGUUUAAGAAGUAAUUUUUCUUUAGAGAAUGUUGAACAGGUAUGUGUAUUCAAAUUUUAGCACAUCAAAUCAUGGAUUUGAGAAGGCAAUCAUGAAUUUUUGUCAUCAUUGUUAACAUUCAUUGUGGUGUACCAUAUAAGGGGUUAAUUUGGAGACAAGUUUACCUAUUUAAUCUUAAAAUUGGGAAUUUAUUUUAGCAUACUCAUUUUUUAGCAAUUUUGAGGAUAUCUUUUAUUCAUAUUCUAUGAAUAUAAAGUGAACUAGUCUAUAUUGGUUUUGUCACUUUAAUUUGAUGUAAACAUCAAGUCCCUUAUAAAAAUUUUACUGAUUAAUACUCGUAUGUCUAACCUGGAAUGUUUUCUUAUCAACCAUUAAUUUGGAACCAGUUGUGAUCGGAUUAGAAAAAUUUUAUUGUAAUAUUCUCCAGUAAUUAUUAGCUUUAUUCCCACAGACUUUGAGGUAUAUAGUUACAUGUAAUUGAAAAGCAUCUUGAGGAAGUUUAGAUUCAAUAGUGUUCAUAUCAUACCCCCAUCCACUUUUAUAUUUAAACUUUUCAAAAAAGAGCUGAUUUAUGCCUAUUCUUAGCCAAAUUGCUCAGUUGAGCAAUGUGGCCCCUAAGCCUCUUGUUUAUUUCUCUAUUCAUCAAUAUACUGGUAGAUUGUAAUUAUCAGUACAUUAUGAAGAAGAAUUAAAAAAUUACAUAUAUAUCAACCUUCAGAACUGAUAUGUGAACAAAUUUGAAUAAUCAGUACCGGUACAUAUGCAUUUUAUGUAUCCUUCCAAGUCAUUCUCAAUUUGAAAUAAA
Molecule: messenger RNA, 1647 nt
Organism: Saccostrea cuccullata (small rock oyster)
Lineage: Eukaryota; Metazoa; Mollusca; Bivalvia; Ostreida; Ostreidae
Exons: 5
Coding region: 109-507 (132 amino acids)
Cellular component (GO): nucleosome
Molecular function (GO): structural constituent of chromatin; DNA binding; protein heterodimerization activity
Source: RefSeq, a predicted model, not a curated record